This is a messenger RNA of Cucurbita maxima (winter squash), 1346 nucleotides long. RefSeq names its product RHOMBOID-like protein 2. Gene Ontology annotation, cellular component: membrane. Lineage: Eukaryota; Viridiplantae; Streptophyta; Magnoliopsida; Cucurbitales; Cucurbitaceae. The record is from RefSeq and is a predicted model, not a curated record. Gene Ontology annotation, molecular function: serine-type endopeptidase activity. Gene Ontology annotation, biological process: proteolysis. The transcript is spliced from 5 exons. The coding region runs from base 213 to 1196 and encodes 327 amino acids.
CGAAGCUAUAAUUUGCAGGGCUGAGCCGUUCGCUGUUCGCUUACCCCACCGAUUCACCGACAGCUACAUAUAAAGAACAGAGCAAACCAUAUAUACCAAGCAAUCCAGCAAAAUUUCAAAUACCCAUUGCAAAUUUCUUUGGAAAGAAACCUUCGAUUCGCUUCAUCGAGAAACCCAAACGUCAAUCGAGUGUUCUUGUGGCAGGAGGGGUGAUGUCGAAUCAAGAUCUAGAGCGAGGAGCGGCUAAAAAUCCACCGAAUAGUAACCCAACUGGGAACUAUUCAGCUCCGCCUUACCACGUAGAAACUUCCGAGAAGCAGUGGACGCCAUGGCUAGUUCCAAUGUUUGUUGUGGCUAAUAUUGCUAUGUUCAUUGUGGUCAUGUACGUCAAUAAUUGCCCCAAAACCAAUCUGGGUUUUGAAGAUAAGUGUGUGGCCGGUUUUCUUGGGCGGUUUUCAUUUCAGCCCUUGAAGGAGAAUCCCCUCUUGGGGCCCUCUUCCAAUACAUUGGUGAAAUUGGGAGCUUUGAAAUGGGAUAAGGUCGUCCAUGAGCAUCAAGGAUGGAGACUCCUCUCCUGUAUUUUGUUGCACGCUGGUAUCAUUCAUCUUCUUUCAAAUAUGUUGAGUUUGGUUGUGAUUGGGAUCCGCCUUGAGCAGCAAUUUGGAUUUGUGUGCAUCGGAAUAAUAUAUCUCGUGGCUGGAGUUGGUGGUAGCGUAAUGUCUUCCCUGUUCAUCCAAAACAGUAUCUCAGUUGGUGCUUCUGGUGCCCUCUUUGGACUUCUCGGAGCUAUGCUAUCUGAGCUCUUGACAAACUGGACGAUUUACACCAACAAGGCUGCUGCACUCUUUACCCUCAUCGUUAUUGUAGCAAUUAACUUGGCAGUUGGAAUUCUACCUCAUGUAGACAACUUCGCGCACAUUGGAGGAUUCUUAACAGGAUUCCUUCUCGGGUUUGUGUUGCUCAUUCGUCCCCAGUUUAAAUGGAUUGAACGUCAUCAUCUGCCACCCAGUGCUCAACGUGUGCCCAAGUAUAAAAUUUAUCAGUAUAUUCUCUGGAUUGUUGCUGCAAUUCUACUAGUUGCUGGUUUUACUGUUGGGCUGGUGAUGCUAUUCAGGGGGGAGAACGGGAACAAGCACUGCAGCUGGUGCCAUUACUUGAGCUGUGUGCCAACCUCAAGAUGGGACUGUGGGAACUAAUCACUUUUGUUUUGUGUACAUAGUCACACUUAACACUUCACUUUUUGGUCCUUCGGGUUUUAGAUUGCUUUUGGCUCCAUGUAUAUUAAUAGUUUGAGUUUAUGAUAUAUUUUCAGAUCAAUAUUAUUGAUUAUUGCCCUGUUUCGUACA